Molecule: messenger RNA, 1530 nt
Organism: Arabis nemorensis
Lineage: Eukaryota; Viridiplantae; Streptophyta; Magnoliopsida; Brassicales; Brassicaceae
Source: the annotation of a GenBank genome assembly
AUGAAAGAGUAUUGGACAUCAUUAGCUUCACUCCUCGGCGUAUUAGCUUUCUGUCAAAGCUUAAUGCAAUCAAUCUUCCCACCGGAGCUCCGUUUCGCCUUCCUCAAAUUCUUCAACAGAAUCUUCCACCUCUUCUCAACUUACUGUUACUUCGAUAUAACAGAGAUCGACGGAGUCAACACCAACGAGCUCUACAACGCCGUUCAACUCUACCUAAGCUCAUCCGUUUCAAUAGCCGGAAACCGUUUAAGCCUCACGCGAGCCGUUAACUCUUCCUCAAUCACAUUUGGUCUCUCAAACAACGACUCAAUCGUCGACACAUUUAACGGCGUUACAGUCCUAUGGGAACACGUCGUUACACAGCGUCAAACUCAAACUUUCGCUUGGAGACCAUUACCUGAAGAGAAACGUGGAUUCACUCUCCGAAUCAAGAAGAAAAACAAAACCUUGAUCUUAAGUUCUUACCUAGACUACAUCAUGGAGAGAGCUAACGAGAUUCGCCGGAAAAACCAAGAUCGUUUGCUUUACACGAAUUCGAGAGGUGGGUCUUUGGAUUCGAGAGGUCAUCCAUGGGAAUCUGUUCCUUUUAAGCAUCCAAGCACUUUCGAAACUCUUGCAAUGGAUCCCAUUAAGAAACAAGAGAUCAUGGAUGAUCUUAAGGAUUUUGCAGAAGGUCAAUUGUUUUAUCAGAAAACAGGUCGGGCUUGGAAAAGAGGAUAUCUACUUUAUGGUCCUCCAGGUACUGGCAAGUCGAGUAUGAUUGCAGCUAUGGCGAAUUACCUCGGUUACGACAUCUACGACCUCGAGCUAACCGAAGUUCAUAGCAACUCGGAGUUGAGGAAAUUGCUGAUGAAAACGAGUUCUAAGUCGAUUAUCGUCAUCGAAGACAUAGAUUGUUCGAUCAAUUUAACGAAUCGGAAGAAGAAUAAUGCGGUUUCUCAAAAGAGCUAUUACGAACCGGAAACAAGAACCGGGUCUGGUUCUGGUUCAGGAGAAGAGUCUGGUAAUGGGAACACGAUAACUUUGUCGGGUUUGUUGAAUUUUACGGAUGGGCUUUGGUCUUGUUGUGGGAGUGAGAGGAUCUUUGUGUUUACGACGAAUCAUAUAGAGAAGCUUGAUCCUGCAUUGCUAAGAAGUGGAAGAAUGGAUAUGCAUAUAUACAUGAGUUACUGUAAUUUCCCAUCGUUGAAGAUUUUGAUCAAGAAUUAUUUGGGUUAUGGGGAAGAAGAUGUAAACGACGACGUUUUGAAGGAGAUGGAGAGAGUGGUUGACAAGGCGGAGAUGACGCCUGCUGACGUGAGCGAGGCUUUGAUAAAGAAUCGGAGGGAUAAGGAGAAAGCGAUUAGGGAGCUGUUGGAUGAUUUGAAGAGUAGAGGGGAGAGAAAUGUGAAAGAUGGGAAAUUUAGGGGUCAAAGUGGGAAUUUGACGGACUUGGAAAUUGUUGAAGAACAAGAGAAGAGGGCUAUAGAUAGUCAAAAUGAAGAAGAAAUUGAGCUUGAGGAUAAUAUUUGUAAGACUAGAGAAGAUUAA